AUGGCUUAUUUUCUGAUGAAUAUUGUUACUAGUCUUAUACUUCUCUUUAUUGUGGGGCUUUCUAAUGCUGAUAUUAGCUUCAACAACAGUUACGAACCUACAUGGGGAGAAAACCAUUUAUCCAUCAUUAACCAAGGAACUGAAGUAACACUUCUUUUAGACAACUCCUCAGGAGCUGGUUUUAAGUCCAAAUUCCUAUACGAAUCUGGCUUAUUUGUAAUCAGGAUGAAGUUACCAGACAAGAAAACUGGAGGAGUUAUCACAUCUCUCUACCUAACCUCACAAGUAGAUGGUUCACCACCAGGGACCCACGAUGAGAUCGAUUUCGAGUUUCUGGGUACACAAGGGAAACUACAAACCAAUGUAUUUGCUAAUGAUUGGGGUUUUAGAGAACAAAUAUUCCAACUUCCCUUUGAUCCUUCACAAGAUUUUCAUACCUAUCAAAUUCUCUACAAUCCAUUCCAAAUAGUUUUCUUCAUAGAUGAUAUACCAGUAAGGGAAUUCAUGAACCUCAAAGUGAAAGCAAAUGUAAAUUACCCGACAAGUCCAAUGCAGAUAGAGGCAAGCGUAUGGUACUCAAACAGCAGUGGUUGGGCUGGAGAUAUUGAUUGGAGUUUAGCACCAUUUAUAGCUCAUUAUCAACACUUCAAAAUUUCAGGUUGUUUUCCACAACCUGGGAAUGAUUGUUCUUCACCAGUUAACCAACCAUGGAACAGAUUUAAGGUUCUCAGCCCUCUACAGAGACAAAAAAUGGCCAAUUUUAGGAAACAGUAUAUGACUUAUGAUUAUUGUGUCCCAGGCUUUGUUCAGUUCCCAGAAUGUUCUUAUAAUAAUUCUUAG
Nicotiana tabacum (common tobacco) is the source of this 840-nucleotide messenger RNA. RefSeq names its product putative xyloglucan endotransglucosylase/hydrolase protein 1. Gene Ontology annotation, molecular function: hydrolase activity, hydrolyzing O-glycosyl compounds; xyloglucan:xyloglucosyl transferase activity. The record is from RefSeq and is a predicted model, not a curated record. Gene Ontology annotation, biological process: cell wall biogenesis; xyloglucan metabolic process. NCBI's taxonomy places the organism in Eukaryota, Viridiplantae, Streptophyta, Magnoliopsida, Solanales, Solanaceae. Gene Ontology annotation, cellular component: cell wall; apoplast.